UGUAAUCGUUUCUAUUAAAAGACGUAUGCAACAAAAUUUGUAAUGAUUUUCUAUACCCAGUUCAUCCACAAAACGCAUUUGUUGUUGUGAAUUAUGACAGCUGACGUUUCUGACGUGGUAAAAAUGUAAAGAACGUGUCUUUUUUGGAGUCGGUCUGACAGCUGUGCUGUUGUGGUGCUGUUAAUAUUUAAUUUACUCUUUAAAUAAAUAAUUUUGAAUAAACCAACUAAUAAUGUCUCCAAAAGAAAAAGAUGACAAACUCGUGAAGAUAAACAAAUGGGAUGGUGCAGCAGUUAAAAAUGCAUUGGAUGAUGCGGUUAAAGAAGUACUUACUGGAAAAUACCAUUAUGUUGAAAAUUUCUCUCUUAUGGAUGGUAGAUUAGUUAUAUGUGGCAUAGCUGUGGGUGUAGCUAUGUUUGCUCUCGUUUGGGAUUAUUUGUAUCCUUUUCCACAAUCUAGACCUAUUUUAAUAUUCUCUGUCACUACUUACUUCAUAAUGAUGGGAAUUUUAACUUUGUACACCACUUAUAAAGAAAAAGGAAUAUUUGCAGUAUGUGUUCAGAAAGAUAGCUCUAAGAAGGAAAAUAUAUGGGAAGUUAGUUCUUAUUUGCCAAAAUAUGAUGACAAAUAUACUCUGUCUCUUGUCUUUGUCGAUGGCAAGACGAAGCAAAAACGAGAGACCAGUAUAAAAAAAAGUGUAGCGAACUAUGUGGAUGUCAAUGGCAAUGUUGUGACUGAUUUAGUAGAGGCUGAAAUCACCAAAAUGCACAACUCUCUUUUGAGCGAACGCAAAGAAAAAUGAUGUAUACAUCCUAAUCAUUUUUCUUUGCGUCGAAGGUUAGGUCGUGUA
Molecule: messenger RNA, 850 nt
Organism: Psylliodes chrysocephalus
Lineage: Eukaryota; Metazoa; Arthropoda; Insecta; Coleoptera; Chrysomelidae
Source: the annotation of a GenBank genome assembly